Fomitiporia mediterranea MF3/22 is the source of this 2102-nucleotide messenger RNA. RefSeq names its product DUF185-domain-containing protein. The record is from RefSeq and is a predicted model, not a curated record. Gene Ontology annotation, molecular function: protein-arginine omega-N symmetric methyltransferase activity. Gene Ontology annotation, cellular component: mitochondrion. The transcript is spliced from 8 exons. The coding region runs from base 121 to 1491 and encodes 456 amino acids. Lineage: Eukaryota; Fungi; Basidiomycota; Agaricomycetes; Hymenochaetales; Hymenochaetaceae.
AAAAUUGACUAUAACACGAGACCAGAAAACUCAGAUGCGUCGACCAGCGAACAUGUCAAUUACAAGAUCGUCACGGCCAAUUCUCUUGAAAGCAAUGUGGAACCGCCACGAAGAGUCAAGAUGCUCGUACGCGACUACAUCGAAGACGCGUUGUACAACCCGAACUAUGGCUAUUUUCCGAAGCAGGCUACUAUCUUCUCGGGCUUAGAAGAAGUAAUUGAUUUUAGCAAAAUCCGAGAUGGAAACGAGUUUCAAGAUGUUGUAGCCAAAAAGUACGAGAGUUACGGGAAGGAUGGAGAUGGACCAGGUCGACAAAUCUUCCAUACGCCCACAGAGUUGUUUCGUCCGCACUUUGGACAAGCAAUAGGGCAAUGCAUAGUCUCCGAGUACCUUCUGAAGUAUUUUCCCUAUGAGGAUCUGAACCUUUACGAGAUCGGUGCUGGAAACGGGUCUUUGGCAAUGGAUGUUCUGAACUUUAUUCAAGACCGUCAUCCUGAGGUCUAUGAACGGACGCGUUACACUAUCAUUGAAAUCAGUGCUAGCCUUGCAGAGAGACAAAGACAGAGCCUCAGCUCCGUGCAUGAUUGCGUAGAAGUUGUCAACAAGAGUAUCUUCCGUUGGAAGAGAGACGAACCUGCACCUUGCUUUAUAGUGAUGAUGGAGGUUAUUGAUAACUUUGCUCAUGAUAUGAUUCGUUAUGACUUGAAGACAUUGGAACCUUACCAGGCUUUCGUCAGCAUAGACGAUGGAGGGGACUUCCAUAUGCACUAUACUCGCAUCACGGAUCCAUUGAUGUCCUCGUUCCUCUCAAUGAGACUAGCACUGGGUCAUCCGCCACCUCUGCCAGCAAUCUUUCGUUCAUCCCGACGAUUCAGGAAUUUAUUCUCGAAUUUCCCUUUCGUGCCCAAUCUCUCACAACCGGAAUACAUCCCAACUCGCCUUUUAUCACUAUUAUCUACUUUACGGACAUAUUUCCCGUUGCAUCGUCUCAUCUUGUCAGAUUUCGCGACAUUGCCGGACACUGUACCGGGCUACAAUGCUCCCGUCGUCCAGACGCGAUACAAAAACACAAUGGUACCUUGCAGGUCUCUGUUCGUCAGACAAGGCUACUUCGAUAUUUUCUUCCCGACGAACUUUGAACAACUACGGGAUAUGUACGAGCACGUCCUAGCUCGCCCUAAUCCAAGCAUGUCGGGCGGACCCUCCGCAUCUGAUCUCCCCAUUCCACCGCCGCCGCGUUCUAGUCCGCUUUGGCAUAGCGUUUCCCCUCUCACGCUAGGUUCCGAAUUCUUCUCUUCUCGCCCUCCAAAUAGACGCUCACCCCUCGAUGGAGUGGUUUCUGCGAGUGGGUUGCCAGUGGGCGAGCGAAAAUCCAGUGUCUUCACGCACAAAGAGUUCAUGGAGACCUACGCAGACUUGGAGCGGACUCGACUCAGAAACGGGGAGAACCCAAUGUUGGAUUAUUAUAAGAAUGUCAAGUUCUUGUUUUAAUUGGGGUUAUUUUGUGUAGAUUAUACUGCAGGCUCUGCUGUCUCGUUCAUUUGUCAAUUUGUCGUCAGGAUUUCAUGAUGUACACAUAGUAAUGGAACAUUUCUCCGAGCUCUCGAAUCUCCAUCGUUGUGUUGGGUCUUGUUAAGAAUCUCUUUCGGAAGUGUGGUUGACCGAAUGUGAUGUACAGGAAAACGCCACCUUUCUUUAGGACCCUCAAAACUUCAUCCACUUCUCUGGUGCAAUCAUUAAUUACUUGCUCUGGUGGAUCCCAAACAUCCCCCUUGGAAGACAUCAUGGCAUCCAUAGUCCCUUUGUCUAUAGCCACGUCAAAUGUUGAGUCUUCAAACGUGAGGUUCCUAACGUCCAUUUCGUUCCAUGUCAUUGACGGUCUUGAAUUCUUGUACCUUUCACGCAUUUGUUCAAUCACGACGGCCGAAUAGUCCACAUUUACUAUGUUAUGGUACCCAUCGUCGUACAUCUCUUCAGACAGUUUGGAAUUUCCACAUCCAAGCAUUAGUAUUCUUGACUCCUUGGUGGGAAUGACUUGUUGGAUAAUGUGUGCUAUGUCGUUGUAGCUUUUAAACCAAUCGAAUGUCGCUCCAUCGGCCUCC